ACUUCAGAAGACUUGUUUAACUUUAAUGAAAAGAUGCUAUAUAAAAUGAACGAUUUACCGUUGUUAAUGACAGCAGUUAGACUUUAAAAUGAAAUACUAUUUGUAAAUUAUGGAAGAUAUAACGACAUUAAAAUAUUAGAACAUAAUCAGAAUAAUACUUAUGUUCUUGUAAAAUAAUUUGCCGUUAAACGAAAUUUUUAUACCCAGUCUUUUAGACAAAAAUAAAUUAUAAUGGAGUCAACAGAGUGGGUGUGGAGCCUUGAAGCCUCCAUGAAGCGCCUAUUGUGUGGACAGUCUGUGCCAAUUGUCGGUGUUGAUGCAGUCAGCGAACAAGCAGAGUCAAUUAAACUGAUAACAAAGUUUAACCUCUGCUACAUUGUUGCUGGGGUACUGUUUAAUGAGAAGGAUGAAGUGUUGAUGAUACAGGAGUCAAAGAGGUCUUGCUACGGGGAGUGGUACCUGCCAGCAGGACGCGUGGAGCCGGAUGAAAACUUCAAGGAUGCUGUGAUACGAGAAGUGAAAGAAGAGGCGGGACUGGAGUGUGAACCGUCAACCCUGCUGUCGGUGGAGUUUGGAGGGGGACACUGGUAUAGAUUUACCUUCACCGGGAAGGUCACUGGAGGUAAGUUGAAGACGGAAAGUGAACAAGAUGCGGAAUCGAUUCAGGCUAAAUGGGUGAAUCCUCACGAGGUCAGGCUAAGACAACUUCCUCUUCGGUGUUUUGAUAUUGUCCACCUGAUAGACAUUGGUAUCCGUCACAGACAGUUGGCGCCAGAUGAACGACCCUUAGACUUGAUGCCAGCCAUUCAGUCACAUGACCAUAUGAUAAUGAGAUGUGUCAUAGUUCACACAGCAUCCGAUGGAAAGCUGAAUAUUUUAGUGAACAAGGGAGGCAAUGUCCAUUUUCCAUGUGCUAGCAUAGCUCCAAGAGAUUUCUCUUCAGAUGUCUGUAUUUUCCGUAUAUUUAAGAUUGCCUUUGGUCAAGUAGGCCUCUCCGACUGUGUGCCAGAUGUCUGUGGCCUUCUGUCCGUGGAACAUUGUGGUAUUCCAAAAGGAAAACAUGAUGGAAUGUGUUUGACAAUACUUGUGACCGUCACCUCCAAGUCUGGCAACCUGCUGGAUGUGUUGACCCCGGACUACGCAUGGUGUUCUCUUCGUGACUCUGAUCUCUUGUUAGAUGUUAAAGACAGACUUGCUAAACAGAAAAUUGUGACUUAUAUUAAUCGACAUUAAAGGUAGACUAACUCCAACAAGAGCCUUAUGUGUUGGAAAGAUGCAUACCCGGACCACCAACACAUACUGACACUUUAAUAAAUGAAAAACGCAUAAUUUUAGAAUUAAUAAAAAAAACGUGAUUAUUCCUGCUAACUGGGGGCAGCCAUUUUGUUUCGUUUUUGUGACAUCCGGUGGUAUAGCUUGGGGCGAAGUGACGUCAGCUUAGAUCCAACUUCUCUAUUAUACACAGUGUAAACGAAUGCUCAAAUUUACGACAAGGCGCUUCGCUUUCAUCAACCUGACUUGUAAAACAACAUAAAUGACUUGAUAGUAUAAUAAA
Molecule: messenger RNA, 1555 nt
Organism: Gigantopelta aegis
Lineage: Eukaryota; Metazoa; Mollusca; Gastropoda; Neomphalida; Peltospiridae
Product: 8-oxo-dGDP phosphatase NUDT18-like
Exons: 8
Coding region: 232-1233 (333 amino acids)
Molecular function (GO): 8-oxo-dGDP phosphatase activity; magnesium ion binding; 8-oxo-GDP phosphatase activity
Source: RefSeq, a predicted model, not a curated record